UAGUGGUUAAAGGCACUUUCGAUCUCCUCUGGUGGCGCUGUGCCCCUAGCCCUCUGGGUGCCCUUUACAAGGGAUUCAGUCGCACCUCACAGAGGCUGAGGGAGAGAAGCUGGAGGAGGGUUCUUGAGGCAUUCCUGUGACCUGAGGGAGUCACGACAGAGGAAGCUUUGUGCUACUUCUGUGUGUUGAGGCGGCGUCCGGGCCGGUGGAGACAGCAACAUGAUGAGCCUUCUGAGCCGGGCUUUGGCCUUCUUCUGGAGGAGGCGGGUGAACCUCAGAGAAGAUCAGCAGAGGCUGCUGCCAGGUGCUGUCAAAACGAGAACUGUGCAGGGAGUUGUCACAAGAAUAUGCAGUGAUUAUGGCUUGAUUGAUGAGUCCAUCUACUUCAGUACUGAUGUUGUGAUCAGCAAUGUACCUCUUGUAGUUGGGCACAAAGUUUUCGCAGUUGUGGAAGAAGAUAAAACAUCUUUUGGACUGAAAGCAAUUGAAGUGGAGGCUUUCAGUGAUCAUUUUGAUGACUCUGGACCAUCGAACCCUGGAACAAAAGUUCUAAUUGGUUACAUCACCUCUGUAAUGAAGGAUACCAUCUAUAUUAAUGAAGGAAUUUCUUUCUGUCUAGAUACUGUUUGUGAAGGCUUUGUGCCUUGCAAGGGUGACUGGUUGGAGGUUGUGUAUUCCACGGAGCCGGGAACGACGCACAUCAAGGCACACUCAGUGAUGCCCAUGAACUGCAGGCACAUGGAUAAGGUCAGCAUUACCAGUGUCCACGGAAGGCAUGGGGUGAUAGACAACAAAAUCUUUUUCACCUUGGAUUCACUGAAACUCCCUGCUGGUUAUGUGCCUCGAAAGGAUGAUGUCGUCAACGUGGUUGUAGUGGAGAGUACUCAGUCCCGCUGUUUGUGGAGGGCAGUGUCUAUGACCCACGCUCAUGGUUUUUAAUUACCAAACCUUUCGUUUUGCCUUCGCCCUUACUUCUAUGGGUAGUAAAGGGCCUGGUUCGGUGGAAAAGCUCUGCUUAGUGAGUUUAAACAAUAUGUUAAAUACAAAUUUUCUUGUCAGCAUACUGGGUCGUUUCCUUGGGAGAAUGAGCCACCUUUAGGGAAGUGCAUUAUUAACUCCAAAACAUGCUAAAACUGGCUCUUGAUUGUAAAAUAAUACCAAUAAUGGUGGUAAUAAUACUGCCAUUUAGCUAAAUUCCUUCUUUUUCUGCCCAGAGAAGAUUCUAUGCUGGCAGGGACCUGUUAAGGCUCUAAAAUAAUGUGUAGUGUUGGAAAAUUUAAGAGGUAGCAGGGCCCUUUGGCCUCUUUUGCUUAGUACUCCUAUCAGUUACUGCAUUACUUGAUAUGUAGAACUCCUAGCGCCACUGGGAGGAAAACCAAUACCACCAAGCCUGUCAGAUUUCUUUGAGGAGUAACAGAGCAGGACUUCCCUGCUUCCCGGGAUGUCUGACAGUCUCUACAAAGCUCAGACUGUAGCUCGGGUCACUUCAUAAUUAAAUUUCUAUUUGUUCUAAGGAGGCUUCCAAAGGAGUGCGGGUGUAUUAAAGAAGCUUGCUAUUACUUUUGACUUAUCGUAUUGAUUGGGUUCGUGUUGGUCUGUAGUUUCAGUCCUUUGAUAGCUGCACUGGAUUCUUGUUCCUUUGCACAGGGUUUUGAGUUGCGUGGGGUUCAGCAGAAUAGCAGUAAGGUUUUCCCUCGUUUUCCUUUCAGAAGGACAUGAAUAUGUAAACUGAAACUCCUUUAGUCCGUAUCCCCUCUAAACCAACAUUUUUUCCAUCAAUGUUUGUAGUGUUUUUCCAGGUACCUUCACAGUAAUUCAUGUAAUAUUUAUGAAUAUCUGUAUCUAAGGGCUUUCGUAAAUGGCUAGCCAAUAUUCAAACACCUAUUUCUGUAUUUUGAGGGGUAGCAAAAAGGCACUAAAUGACAUUUUGCGAAAGGCAUGUUCUUUCCAGACUCUAAUGUAUGGGAAAAUACUUUCGACAUGAAAUCUUGGUAGUUUCUGUGACAAGUAACCAUUAGUUUAUCAAAACUAACCUGUGCACUAAUACAUGUUUGCCACAGUAUUGUUUUCAAGCUUUUUGCUAUUGAACAUUGUGUUUUUUCACUCGUGUAGUUUAAUUUACCUUGAUCACUUCUAUUUAAGUCUAUUUGUAACUAGUUGGUGCUUGAAUCAAUUGAUGUAAUACCCUUCAGUAAGAUUCUGAUAUUAACAUGUUGGCAGUUUAUUCUCUAUGCAUAAUUGCAAGUGAUAAUUUUUUUUGUGGAACUUUGAAGAAAAAGUGGGGGAGUAGCAGGCCAAGCAGGGUAAUAGGCAGGUUUUAAACUUAUAGGUUGUCUACCCUUCAAGUAUCAGUGUUCCUUAUGCUUUCUGUGCAAUUUUCAUUUGUUGAUACCAUUGUUCAUCUCCACCUACUUAUUCAAGUUUAUAAAAGCGAGUGGUUCCUCAGGUCCCUUCUUUUCCAUGCUACAAUGUAAGCUCCAUACCAAUCGCGUGUAUUCUUUCUCAUUAACUCAUUGAUAAGCACUUAGAAGAACACCUGUUAUAUACCAGGGCAGAGUGAAUGUUAAAUUCAAUAAAUCCAUUAUCUGAG
Messenger RNA from Fukomys damarensis (Damara mole-rat), 2590 nucleotides. RefSeq names its product cancer/testis antigen 55 (gene Ct55). The record is from RefSeq and is a predicted model, not a curated record. The coding region runs from base 220 to 939 and encodes 239 amino acids. NCBI's taxonomy places the organism in Eukaryota, Metazoa, Chordata, Mammalia, Rodentia, Bathyergidae. The transcript is spliced from 5 exons.